CGUGAACGCAUCACUUUCCGGUGCAGCUGGAUACUUUGGGUUACCUCAGAGAAAACAGUGACAACAAUGAGAUAGCAGUAAUCUGACACACAGGUCGCUCCUGCGCUGCCCCGCGAAUUAAAAGGAUUAAUAGUCGAUGACAGCAGGAUUUAGUCCGAAACUGGACCCAGUCUUAAUAAAGUUUCGAGUUCCUGUUCUCUUAGCACACAGCCGUUUUCAACAUCCACCUUUCAAGUGAGACAAACGGGGCGAAAUCGCGUCCUCUUAACUCGGCCUUGAAUGUCUAAACUACCAGGAAAUGCAGGUGUGUCGGUGCUCGGGGACAAGUCGCUGGAGUUUUACCGGGACCCGGUGAGCUUCUACCGGCAGAGGAUCGAGAAACACCGGAGCAGACUGUUUCAGUGCCGCCUGCUGAACAGACCGACCGCCUUCAUCUGCUCUGUGCAGGGGAUGAGAGAGCUGCUGUGUGAGAAGUCCAAUGUGUUUCUGAAGGAUCCAACUGACUUGAUGACCAACAUGUAUGGUGACACCAUUGUCACCUCUAAUGGUGAAGAGGCAUGUCUUCUCCGCCUGUCCCUCACCAGCCUGUUUACAGGAAAUUGUUUGGAAUCAUCAAGCAGUUAUAUCACAAGUGUAUGUGAGCGCUGUCUGAAAGACCUCUCACUCAGUGGGCAGCCAGAGUGUGUCUACUCUGUCUUUAAGCGCCUGGGGACGGAGUUGGUUUUGGGCCUUUUUCUGAACGUACGAGCGGAGGAGCAGCCUGAACUAUUCCAGGAAAUCACACAGCUCUGCACCCAGCACUGGCAUGGCCUGAUCUCUGCUCCAGUGAAUGUGAAGGUUCCUCUAUGGUCGUCGGGUUUCUCCACCGCUCUGGACGCCAGAGACAAACUGAUGGACAUCAUCAAAGACAAACUGGAGAAUGACACACAGGGCUUCGUCGGCUCUCUUGGCUCUUUGCCGCUGCCCGACUCCAGCUGUGCCUCCCAGCAUCUCCUGCUGUUCAUCUCAGCUCUGAUCCCCAAAGCUCUGGCUUCGCUUCUCACCUCCUUCACACUGGCGCUCAGUGGAAAUGAACAGGAGGAGGCACGUCGGCGAGCUAAAAAAGACCCUGAUUACUUACACAGAGUGCUGCUGGAGGUGCAGAGACUCUGGCCUCCUUUCAUUGGUGGACGCAGAAUAGCUGAUCAGGACUCCACCCUGGCAGGGUUCCAUGUCCCAAAGGAUUACGGCACAAUCUAUAUCAGCCACGCCGUCCACCGUGACCCAGAGGUGUUCCAGCAGCCAGACAACUUCCUACCAGAGAGGUGGAGCGGAAGGAAUGCGGGCCAGGAGCACUUCCUGUGUUCCUUCGGCAGCGGGCCCAGGAGCUGUAUUGGAUCUAAACUUACCAGUGUCUUCCUUAAGAGAGGGAGGAGAGGAUGCAGCAGCCCUGAUGUAAAAUAGUCUUAAUUUGCAGAAAUAGUUUUGUAGCAUUAUUGAUAUCAUCCAUGUGAGAUACAGACAAUGUUAACGUUAUACACAACUUUUAAUCAGACUUGACCAACUUGGAAAGCCCUUGAACGAGAACUAUAUUUGCAUUAGUGAGUUAUAAUGUCUGAAAAUAUAAGUCUGUAGUCCCAGAAUUUACACUUGUUUGGCUACAACCAAAUGAAAAUACAAUGCUGAAAUUAUGGAAAUUAUCAUGCAGAUGCACCUGUGUAAAAUUAAGCAGAAAUUAUACUCUGUGUCUGCAUAGCCAUGAGGGUCCAUGCAGACUUUAUGGGUAAAGCCCAAAAUUCACUGCUCACAGAUCAUACAUUCCACCUGCUUCUUUAAACCUGUCCAUCUAUGCAGACACCCAGUGUAGUUUUAACAGAACCGUGUCCACUGUCUGGAUUUGUGUCCUUGUCUGUUUUCUGUUGCAUGAUUUCCAGCAGUCAUAUUUUAGAAUAAUUCACUGAAAUAACACUCCUUUAAAAAUAUGAUGAAAUUCCUCCUUUCAUGAUGUCUUGCUGUCUCUCCCCAAGACGUAACUACCAAACUAGCUGGCAUUAUGGAGUAUAUAAUAUGUUUAAUAAAUGGAGUAAAAAUAGGUGAAAAUAGGGAAGCUUGUGGGGAAACCUUUUUGGUCAUUUGUAGUGGACCUGUUACUGGAUGAUGCUGCUGUAACUAUCGAUCACUGACAUAUUAUGAUAAACAAAGAACAAGGACAGCCUGAGUGUUGAGUUUUGAGGCUUAAUGCCCACUGAAUGAAAUAAGAGAGAAACCAGCAGUGACAGAGAGAGAGAGAGGUGAACCAUCCCCCAACUGCUCAGUAAAUAGAGCACUGCUCAUGGGAAUGAUGAAAUGCUUGGCUGUGUGUGUGUGUGUGUGUGUGUGUGUGUGUGUGUGUGUGUGUGUGUGUGUGUGUGUGUGUGUGUGUGUGUGUGUGUGUGUGUGUGUUAGAGAUAUCAGACAGGAGAGUCCAGGUACAGAUUGUCCUGUUUAAACCACCUGCCCUUCCCCAUGGCUGCAUUCACCAUAGCCACCGCUGCAUAUCUCAAGAGACAUAUAGACACGCACACACACACACACAGACACACAGCCUAUGGAAGGCACCAGAACAUGACAGGUGUGCUACAGGUGUGACAACAGGAAAGAGAGGGAUUUAUUUCCCAUGUAGGGGUGUUCUCUGGAAACAGGUGUGUGUAUGUACAAGUGUGUGUGUAUGCAUGUGUUCUGAGCCUUAACACUGGGGAGUGCAAGGGUGAAAACAACCGCUGUGGGCCAGUAGAUCCCCAAGGGUUUCACUGGAAGUCUGUGGAUCUGGGUUUUAAGGAUCCCCUCUGUUUUUCAGUAACCACAGCCAAACCUUGUGCAGGUUAAAAAAUUCUGGUAAAAGGACUGAAUAUAUCUUUUUCUUUGUUUGUUUUUAGCUUGUGUAUGCACAUAUGUGUAUAAAGCCUCACAAAAUGUAGUGAACUAACUGCUCCUUGGCCCAAACACUUUUUUAGGUUACUACAUAAGCUGGUUAGCCAGACAUGCUAAUGUUAGUGGCUUACAGUAGAUCAGAUACACAAUUUAAUUGAUUUCUCACACUUUUGUGGAAAAACCCAACAUUUUAGAGACCUGCCAUGCAUAGUGACGGUUGCUAAGAGUAAGAAUAUGUGUCUUAUGUUGUUUUCAAAGACUAUAUGGUUACCUAAAGGAUUUAACCAUGCGGCCUGUUUUCCUCAGCCAGACACUUGGAAUGUAGAAAAGAAAACAUAGUUCUGUUUGAUUUUGAGCCAAUGGUCCGCACAGCCUUGUUUUAAUGACUUCAUUCAUUGCCAGGUCAACUGCUUAUCGUUGCUGUUUCUCAAUGAACUUAGCAAGAAAGACCAGAUGAGAGAGCUGCCGGAAGGAAGCAGAUUGCACUAGUCAGCCAAUAAGAGGCUUAUCUCAGCAGUCCACAUCCGUUGAGUCAGACUGUUAACUAACAGUUUAACCUACUGUGGUAGAUCACUGAGACAGAAUAUGGACGUCUUUCUUCUCAGAUUAUUAAAGAGCAAAAACAGCAACACAUGCAUAUGGAUGGGGGUGUUACUGUGAGCUAUCCAGAAUGCAACAGUGAAGGAUGACUCAAUCCUCCACACACAUGCACACACGCACACACACACACACUCACACACAUGACUCACUGUAAAUGUUGGGCCUGAUUGAAUGGCGCUCAGGUGAAAUGUUCACAACGGUUUAAUGAUCUGCUCUCUCCUCAUUCAGCUCUCCUCAUUGUUCAGCAGGACAAUCAUAUCUCAUUAUUUAAAAUUGGAUUACUUAUUCUAGAUAACUGGGGGCUGCUUGUUUUUUAUUGCUUAAGCAAGUGGCAUGAAUGGGAUAAUGUGGGGCACAGCAUUGCUCUCAUACUCUUGCUCUCCAAGUGGACAAUGGGUAGUCAUCUUCCCUUUUCACAUACAUAUUGUUUCCAUUAUAGACUCUAGACAGCAGGAGCACUGUGAUCGAGGCAGAAAAUUAACCCAUGUUGUACCACUAUAACAGCAAUUCAUGUGCGUGCGUUAGUCAAUAGUGGGCACAUAUUAAGGAAUCAUUUUGAAAUCACCUGACAGGUUGAUUUGAAAGAAGGAUCUAGUCAUCGAAACUUACUAUUUACAUAAUUUAAAUAUGUAUUAAUACAGUGUAAUGUAUUAAUAGAAACAACCAGAGGCUUGCGGGUAAAAUAAUGUAAAUACCACAUAGAGAAGACUGAAACUCUUCAGUAAAUCGGUCACAGAAACACUGCUGUAAAGGUGUGUGCAAAUUCUUUUUCUUUUUAAAAAGUACCAAAUCAUAUGUGUGAACACUGCAAGUGUAUUGUAGUACAUACUCAUAAGAUAACUUAUACCCACUGAUUGUUAGACAACUCAUGUUUGUUCCCCUAUUGGACUUACUUUUAGCAACUAAACUAAACUAAAACCCAAGUUGUACUAAGCUGUAGUUUUGCGUGUCUGUAAAAAGCAUCAAAUUAAAAUUUUAUCUGUUUCAUAUCUAUAUUCAGAUUGGAGCUACUGGUUUUGAGCAGAACAUGAUUUUUGUAGCCAAGAGAAGCUACACUCAAUAUAUCUCAGUGAAAUAUCAGAUGAUGUUUAAUAAAAUUUAAUUUAGAUUAUUAUUUUUUCAUGUAGUUAAAUUACAUUAAUUUUUAUGCAAAUGCAAUCAAUUUAAUUUACAACUGAAGUCAUGUAACUUAAGUUUCUAAUUUAAUUGGGUUACAUUUUUUAUUUUAUUUUUAAUUAAAUACAUUUUUUACAUAAUCAAAUCUACUUGAAUGUCAUCAAAAACACUCUAGUUCCCUUUCACACUCCUCGAUAAUGAUUUCGUCUUUCAUUUAAUAUUCAUUCACACAGACCACUCACCUGUCAACCCGUCACUGUAGAAACAGUGAGUGGCGUGGCGUAGGAGUUCCUUAGUAAAGUUUUCUGCAACUUUGAGCAGCACACACACUGACUCACCCCCACACUGUUGCUUCAUGUUGUGCACAAAGUAUACACACCAUCCAUCCCUGAGGUUUAUUUUGCAUUAGUGAUGUACACAUUGAACCUCAAUCCCUCACUGUAGCCUACUCUCUUAUGGCUAAAAGGCUAAACCAUUUGACUGUUUAAAGUGUGUCUGAUUGGCUCUCAGCAGGCUGACGACAUGCACGCGCCACCACACAUACACACACACAUGCAGGAGGGCGUGACCAGAGUAACAAGUAGACCACAGAGCUCUAGGUCAGAGAUGUGACUCCAACCCCCCCCCCCACCCCCCACCUUCAUCAUCCUUCCUCCAUUCCCUUGCUUCUCUCCUCGCUUCCUCCUUCCCCGUUCAUUCAUCCUGCUCCUCCCCCUCUAUCAGGAAAAGUUUUCAUUCAUAAAAUGGAGGGAGGCGGGGUAACUGACUGUGACUGGUGGAUACGAUUGGUCGGCUCAGUGGCUGAGUGUCAGCCAAUGGGGGAUCCUGGCUAUGAUAUCACCAGCCACAGAGCUCUUAGCAUGUAGAAUGAAGUACAAUAGAAGAUCAGGUUUUUCCUGUGUGGUGGUGCCGUAGUUCAGUUUUUAUAUAAAAAUAGGCCGGAGAUGUCACGUUAACUGGUGCAAAAUGAGAACUGCAUAUGGUGAACUCUCCCAGACAGUCAAAUGAACAAAGAUAAAAAAAAAAAAUGUUCAGAUCCAGUGACUCAAGUGGUUAUCAACUUUCAGAUUUAUGUGUGUAAAACUAAGAAUUGUUCAUAAUUUGAGCCAUUACAACCGCCUACCAAGUCCAAACAACCUAAUGUUCUGUUUCAGUUUGGCUGCUAAAAGGUGUUGCGUUGCAUUGCUAUUUUCAUAUCUGGAAAAAAAAACAAAACAAACAAACAGACGUAAAGUGUUAUGGAGGCUGUAGCUUUGCAAGUUGGAGACCUAUUCAGUGUUGGCGGAGGCUCUUGCUCUGCCAAGUGCCUUCUAGCUUAGCAUUUUGCUUUUGCUCUGCUGUAAAAUUAGGAAAUUGUCACUUACACCCCCACUGCUCUUAACUCAAAGCAUCAUCUGUUUGGCAGAAAGUAAGUUCUGUUGAUGUCAAUGCAGCGAAGAUACUGAAAACAACACAUACAGAAAACAGGGUUGUUUCCUUG
Toxotes jaculatrix (banded archerfish) is the source of this 6085-nucleotide messenger RNA. Its product is annotated as cytochrome P450 26B1-like. The transcript has 11 exons. Gene Ontology annotation, biological process: sterol metabolic process. The record is from RefSeq and is a predicted model, not a curated record. Gene Ontology annotation, molecular function: oxidoreductase activity, acting on paired donors, with incorporation or reduction of molecular oxygen; iron ion binding; heme binding. The coding region runs from base 280 to 1443 and encodes 387 amino acids. NCBI's taxonomy places the organism in Eukaryota, Metazoa, Chordata, Actinopteri, Toxotidae.